AUGAUCCCUUCUAGAAUUCAAUUAUCAACUAUUCAAUUGAAAAACUCAAUUUCAAAUACCAAACCUUUCCUUCUAAAUUUUAAUAAAUAUUCAACAAUGGGGGAUCGUAAUAGCUUCAAUAAUAGAGAUUAUAAUAGAGAUUAUAAUAAUAAUAAUAACUAUAAUAAUAAUAAUAAUAACUAUAAUAAUAACUAUAAUAAUAAUAAUAGUAAUAAUAACAAUAGAUACGACAAUUACAAUAACAACAGUUACAAUGAUAACUACAAUAGUGGCCAAGUUAGAUUUGACCAUAACAGUCAAAGCAGACACUACCAAAAUUAUAGAGAUGAUUAUUAUGGUAAUAAUAACAACAGAGGAUAUGACCAAGAUAGAAAUUAUUCUACACAACAACAACAAAGAUCAAGUUAUAAUAGCACAAAGGAUUAUGAUGACAAUAGCAGAGACUAUUAUUCAGAGAGUAGACAAAAUAAUCGAUCAGCAAAUUAUUAUGGUAAUGAACAAAAAAAUUAUGUAAAUAGUUAUAAAUCUUCAUCUUCAUCAUCAUCUUCAUCAUCUUCAUCAUAUAGACAACAACAAAGAAAUUAUAGCAGUGGACAACACGAACAACUACAACAUGAACAACUACAACAUGAACAACUACAAAAUGAACAACAACAACCACAACAAAAAGAAAAUAAAACUCAAGGUAUCUUUUCAAAAAAUUCAUCAUUUACUAUAGUACCAGAUGAAGUUGAUAAAAAUUAUAAAGCAGCUGGUGUUUUAUUAUUUUCAAUUGAUCAAGGUAAAAUCAAAUUUUUAAUGGGAUGUGAAGAUAGAACUGAAAAGAGAAAAAAGAAUCCAAAUUCAUCGCUUACCAAUGAAGUUUUCUUACCAUUUGGUGGAAAGAUUGAAAAUGGUGAGAUUGCAAUAGAUACCGCCACCAGAGAAUUCAAUGAAGAGACUGGUUUCAUCUUUGAAAAUUCACUUCAAGAGUAUAGAGAACUAUUUCAAUCGGAAAAAACUCAAAAAUUUUGGAUACCAAAUUCAAAGUAUGUUUUAUUUUGUGCACCAAUACCAUUUGAUUCAAAUAUACCUGAUUUAUUUAAAUCGGUUGAUCGUACCUCUAUGAAACAUACUGAUCAAUUGUUUUUAGAAUGGGUUGAUCAAAAAGAGGUUUUCAAAUGUACUUUUUUUUCUCCUUUCUUUUUACGUCCUGAUGGUUCAAAUGGUGAAUGUAUAAAAUUCUUUUCUUCAAUGCUUAGUUUCCUUAAACCAUACUUUAGAGAGUUAUUAACACAAUCUCAACAACAACAACAAGAAAAUUUAGAUUUUACUUUAAUUAAUAAGAAAAUUAAUGAAAAUUAUAUAGAAGAUAGUAAAAAACAUAAUAAUAGAAUAAAUAAUACUAAUAAUACUAAUAAUAAUAAUAAUACUAAUAAUAAUAAUACUACAACAACAACAACUACUACUACUAAUAAUAAUAAAAAUAAUAAUAAUAUUAAUAAAAAUAAUAAUAAUAAUAAAAACAAAGACAAGUAUAAUAGAAAUAAAAAUAAAAAUAAAGAUAUUACUAGUAUUAAUACCAAUACCAAUAAUAAUAACAGUCGUAAUAAUGAAAAUCAAGAUAGUUCCAAUAGAAUUGGUGGUAGUGAGAAAUUAACUGAAGAACUUGAAUUGGUUAAUAAUACUAAAGAUCUUAAAGAUAAUAAUGAUAAUAAUAACAAUAGCAACAGCAACAGCAAUAACCAUCAUCCAAAUAAUAGUAUUCAAGAAUCAAUUGUUAUUGAUAAAGUACACACAAAAGAUACGACUCUAAAAAAUGAAUCACAAGAAACAAUUAAUGAAAUUACUUGUAAUAAAGAAGAAAAAAUAACAGGAAAAAUUUCAAAAAAAAGAAAACAUAUUUCAGGUAUGGGAAAUCAAUCAAAUAAAAAUCAUCCAACAAAACAUCAAAAAAAAAAUCAAAACCACACACAAGUAGUAAACAAACAAACAAACAAACAAAUUAAAAAAAAAAAAAAAAAAUAA
Dictyostelium discoideum AX4 is the source of this 2007-nucleotide messenger RNA. RefSeq lists its product as hypothetical. The record is from RefSeq and is a predicted model, not a curated record. Gene Ontology annotation, molecular function: metal ion binding; hydrolase activity. The transcript has 2 exons. Lineage: Eukaryota; Evosea; Eumycetozoa; Dictyosteliales; Dictyosteliaceae. Bases 1 to 2007 code for a protein of 668 amino acids.